This is a messenger RNA of Priceomyces carsonii, 330 nucleotides long. RefSeq lists its product as uncharacterized. The coding region runs from base 1 to 330 and encodes 109 amino acids. The transcript has a single exon. The record is from RefSeq and is a predicted model, not a curated record. NCBI's taxonomy places the organism in Eukaryota, Fungi, Ascomycota, Pichiomycetes, Serinales, Debaryomycetaceae.
AUGUUAAAUUAUUGGCUACCGAUUUUUUGCUCUGGUAAUAACAAGCCAUUUCCGCAUCUGGUGAUAAGAGCCGUACCAAAAAGACCCGAAUGCCAGACAUUUGAAUUUAAUUCAAAUCAUUUCUCCAGAGAUAGAAGAAGAUCAAUAAGAGUAGCUUCUAUUGAAUUGAGAGAUACAUGUCGGUGCAUUCGUAACAAAAUUUGUAAAUUUUAUUCUUUCUUUGCAGUAACUAUGACUUCUGGUAUGCUCGGUAACUUCCGUCGGAUAGAUAUACUUUUGUGGAAAAUAGACAUUGACAACGAAGGAACUAAGACAUCAUAUGUACCAUAG